GACCGCAUGGUACCAAACCAAUGUGCAGCGGUACGCGGUACGGUGCGAAGGCAGCGAUACACCGAGAUUCGUGCUAGUUUAUGACAUGGAUCCUCGUAGUAAAAGGAAAAAGGGAAGUUACUGCUGUGUCGUUGGAUGCCACAAUAACAGAGCUGACGCAAGAGGGAAGCAACCUGCCAUUAAGUUUUACUCGUUCCCGAACAAGUGGUAUGAACAGGAACGCCGACGUCGGUGGAUUACAGCUGUACGACGGGUCAACGAGGAUGGCACUGACUGGGAGCCGAGCCCCACAAGCGUCAUAUGCAGCUCGCACUUCGUUGGAAAUGAGAAAGCCGUUGAUGAGGCGCACCCAGCCUACGUUCCAACGGUUUUCCCGGAAGUGUACAAGAAAAAAUCAGCCAGACCAGUGGAUGUCAUUGAACGCUACGAAAGAUCCAAGAAACGUACCCAUUCUGAUGGCAACACUAACGCCACCCGGCACAUGGAAAUUCCUGUUGCAACCACAGACAUGAAUUCCUCAUGGCUACAUAUUGAAGACAUGAUUGACUGUGAUGUGGAACAUGGCCUAAUAUCCACGGGCACGCAGACAGAAGCCACCAGCCAGUGUGAUGUUGGUACCUUCUCCGUCUUGAUGUGCACAAUUUUGGACAAUGCCGGCAGCACACAGGUUAGCCACUUGUCUUGUACUGAAAGUGCAGUUCAGGCAACGCCGCACACCAAGUCAUCUUCGACUGGCCCAGAUGACCGUUUUUGCAUUUUCCAAGGCUAUGACAGCGUUUGUGAUGAUGCAGCAACAGUGCAGGAGUUAUGUGGGAUAAGCCUACAAGGCUUUGCAUUACUUCUUAGUUUGCUUACUAGCCUCAGAGUAAAGUCAGUCAGCAUUACUGUUCCAAACAAGCUGCUAAUGUUUUUGAUGAAAUUGAAACUAGGAGUAUCGUUCUCAAGUUUGGGUACGUUGUUUGGUGUGCAUCGAUCAACAGCAAGUAGAGUAUUUUUUCUUGUCCUCACGAAUCUGGUGACCGCAACCAGGGACUGGAUUUUUCCUCCGUCACUAAGCACCGUUAGAGCUACAAUGCCACACUGUUUUAAGGAACACUAUCAUGCUUGUAGGUAUAUCAUUGAUUGUGCUGAAGUUCGAACCGAAACACCAGCUCCUGUCGAGAAGCAGCGUAGCCUUUACUCAAAUUACAAGGGAGGCAUGACCGUAAAAUUUCUGGUGGCUAUUGUACCCAAUGGGCAGAUUGCCUUUAUAUCAAAGGCAUAUGGAGGACGGGAGAGUGACACAACUAUCACAGUUCAGUGUGGAUUUCUUGACCUUGUUGAGCCAGGUGACCUGAUUCUGGCCGAUAAAGGCUUCCCUGGGAUUAAUGCACAUCUAGGACUGAAAGAUGCAAUUUUAGUCAUGCCCCCAUUUUCAUCUGGGAAUGCCCAAUUUAGCAGCCAAGAAAUGGACCAAACAUACCAGAUUGCCCAGGUCAGAGUGCAUGUGGAAAGGGCUAUUCAACGCCUAAAGGUAUUCAAUAUUAUAAACCACAGGGUGCCAGUUGAUCUCGUCCCACACAUGACAGACAUAGUUCGAAUGUGUGCAGUACUUGUGAAUUUACAAGCACCAAUUUUUAGGUCACCAGAAUGACCUGUAUAGUUUGUGUACUGGACACUUGGUAUACUGUGUGAUGAAUGCAGUGUUUCACAUGACUGUGAGUGCACCUGAGUGUGAUUAAGACUCUGUGUUUUAGUGUAAAAGUGAAACGUGAACUCAAAUCCCGUAACAAUAUUCCAUGCUGGUUUUGUGAAAUCAGAUAUGCUAGCAAACUACUGUUGUGAAAGUAGCAUUGCAAUUACAGAAAUGUUUGGCAAGAACGAAUAUGUGAGAAUAUGUCUUUAUGUAGCUACCUAUGUUUAAAGGAGACUUAAUGUCGCGAAAAUUAAGACUGCGAAAAUUUUUACUUUUACAUACCCUUUUUUACAGCUCAUGAAAUAAAACUCAAAAACACAGGGCUCUAAUUAUGAUUCAUUGUGCUGUAUACAUGCUGCACUCUGUACCUAUGCAAGAAUAAAGUAGACAACUCUGCUGGCA
Ornithodoros turicata is the source of this 2077-nucleotide messenger RNA. RefSeq lists its product as uncharacterized. Lineage: Eukaryota; Metazoa; Arthropoda; Arachnida; Ixodida; Argasidae. The record is from RefSeq and is a predicted model, not a curated record. Bases 86 to 1633 code for a protein of 515 amino acids. The transcript is spliced from 4 exons.